GCUGCAGAACUAAGGCAUCCAAGGAAACUGAGGGGAACAUCUUGUAGAGUGGCAGUUAGGUAACACAGAGGGAGAGAGACGACAAGUCCUCAAGACAAAGGAAGAAGAAAAGAAGGCAACAAAGAAGUAAAUAAAGGACAUACGAAAUAUGAGGACCACCUUCGUCCUUCUCCUCGUUCUGAUCCUCCAGCUGUGUGCACAUGCUGAGAGUCCGGAGGAGGAUUCUCGUCCUAGUGGACCUGUAGGCAAACCCAAAGAAUCAAAACCUACAGGAAAGCCAGGCCCUGAUCCACAGCCCUCCAAACUAGUCCCUGAUCAACAGCCCUCCAAACCAGAUCCUGAUCCACAGCCCUCCAAACCAGGCCCUGAUCCACAGCCCUCCAAACCAGGCCCUGAUCCACAGCCCUCCAAACCAGGCCCUGAUCCACAGCCCUCCAAACCAGGCCCUGAUCCACAGCCCUCCAAACCAGGCCCUGAUCCACAGCCCUCCAAACCAGGCCGACCUACACAGCCCUCCAAACCAGGCCCUGAUCCACAGCCCUCCAAACCAGACCCUGAUCCACAGCCCUCCAAACCAGGCCCUGAUCCACAGCCCUCCAAACCAGGCCCUGAUCCACAGCCCUCCAAACCAGGCCCUGAUCCACAGCCCUCCAAACCAGGCCCUGAUCCACAGCCCUCCAAACCAGACCCUGAUCAACAGCCCUCCAAACCAGGCCGUCCUCCACAGCCCUCCAAACCAGGCCCUGAUCCACAGCCCACCAAACCAGGCCCUGAUCAACAGCCCCCCAAACCAGGCCCAGAUCUACAGCCCAGGAAACCCCCCUCUGAGCGUUUGUCUCAGGAGUGUCUGAAAGAAAAGUACACACGCCUGUCCUGUUCUAAAGUGUUCUGCCCGCCGUGGAGGCGCUGCAUCAACGGGAAGUGCGUCUGUAAGCUGCCCUAUCAGUGUCCACGCCUGGGCAGAUCUGUCUGUGGACUGAAUGGACAGUCCUACAUCUCCUACUGUCAGGCACAAGCCAUUGCCUGCAGGACCAACACAGCGGUGUUCUCUCACUACGGCUCCUGUGACCAAGAUGCCUUUAAGGCGGAGCUAAAGAAAUCCGGUGAUCGAGAUGUCGUUCAGGUGGAAACCAUAAAAGGAAGAGCUCUGAUCUGUGGAGCUAAGUCGUGGGACAUGGCUGCAGCUAAUGUUCUCUGUCGCAGCCUGAAAGCAGAAGCCAGAGGUGCAGCUUCUGCUCAGAAGAUGAUGUUUAAGGAUCUGGAGUUUGGCCAUCGAUGGCCUUAUAAGUGUGUGAGUGUGAGCUGCACAGGAUCUGAGUACUCCCUGGCUGAAUGUACCAUCAAUGAGCCUCAGGAUGUGGAGGAGGACACUCAGAUUGCUGCCUUUACCUGCUACAAGUCACCCCAAGAUGAUGACGAGUGUCCGGAGUUCCGCUGUGUGAAUGAGAAGUGUAUUUUGUGGAAGCACACCUGUGAUGGAGUCGAUGACUGUGGAGAUAACAGCGAUGAGAUGUGCUGCAGUGAGUGCCAGAGCGGGGCGUUCCACUGUAAGUCUGGAGUGUGUAUUCCGGGCCACGCUGUUCGGGAUGGGAUCAGAGACUGUCUCGGAGGAGAAGAUGAAGUCACCACCGCUGCAGUGAGACCUGCUGAAACUGUGAAAGUCUUGUGGAAUCCAAAGGACGAUAUUCGGCAGGGUCGUAGCCACACGGAGAGUCAGUUGGAAUGUGGCAUUCCGAAUUUUGAUUAUGUCUACAGGACGGAGGCAGAAAAACGGCCGUUGCGCGUCAAACGAGUGGUGGGAGGACAGGAGGCCUUACCGACUCAGAUCCAGUGGCAGGUGGCGAUACAGGAGGAGAAGAAGAUCCACUGUGGGGGGGUCUACCUGGGGGGCUGCUGGGUUUUGACCGCUGCCCACUGUGUCAGGCCGAAGCCUCAGCUGUUCCGGGUUAAGUUCUCUCUGUGGCAGAAGACUAAUCCGUUGGAGACGACAGACAACGUUCCAGUGAAGAACAUCAUCAUCCAUAAUGCUUACAACCCGCGCACCUACCAGAACGACAUCGCGCUGGUGCAGCUGGAGGAGUUGGGGCUGUCGAAAGAGUGUUUACACCCCAACCCUGCCGUUCGGUCCGUGUGUUUGCCGUGGUCCACUCUGCAGUUCCAGGAUGGAGACACCUGCACCAUCUCUGGCUGGGGCAGAAACAGAGAGGGAGGCUCUACCAACGCUCUGAAAUGGGCCAACGUGAGUAUAAUGGCAAACUGCGAGAAAUACUACAAGGAGAGGUACUUCGAAGGAAUGGAGUGUGCAGGUGAUCUGGAGGGUAAUGUGGACUCAUGUCAGGGCGACUCCGGGGGUCCGCUGGUGUGCAAGGAUGCCAGCGGGCUGUCGUACGUGUGGGGCAUCGUGAGCUGGGGGGAGAAGUGUGGGGAGGCUGGUCACCCCGGCGUUUACACUAAAGUGGCCCACUAUUUUGAAUGGAUCCGCUUCCACACCGGCUGGCCUUCGGUCACCAAGUACAACCACUGAGGAAGAAUGAGGCGUCUCCAGAGCCCACCACACCCACCUUACUCUUCAUCCACAGAUCUUCACAGUAAACAGGCAGAGGUGUCGCUUUAGUAGGUUAUGAGGCUGUUGACGUCUGUGGAUGCUUGUUUUGGGAAUGCUGUUUAUUGAUUUUGUACAAGGAAAUUUCUUUGUUUCCAUUAAAUUGAUCACAGACCAACUAAA
This is a messenger RNA of Pygocentrus nattereri (red-bellied piranha), 2725 nucleotides long. RefSeq names its product complement factor I-like. The coding region runs from base 149 to 2524 and encodes 791 amino acids. Gene Ontology annotation, biological process: proteolysis. The transcript is spliced from 13 exons. NCBI's taxonomy places the organism in Eukaryota, Metazoa, Chordata, Actinopteri, Characiformes, Serrasalmidae. Gene Ontology annotation, cellular component: membrane. Gene Ontology annotation, molecular function: serine-type endopeptidase activity; protein binding. The record is from RefSeq and is a predicted model, not a curated record.